AUGUUGUACUUUGAAGACUUUAUGGAGGGUAAAAUGCCUAAAUAAUGUAGAAGAUUAUCCUUUUAAAUUAGCCAUCGAGAGCCUGCCUGCUGAAGUUAAUGAAACACUCACAAAUCUGCGCGACAUUGACUGUCAGACUCAGGGUAUUUUUGUCCUCGUAACCUGAAUAAGGUCGCCUGUUAGCCACCUUAGAGCCCGUCAGUGGGCUAAUAAACACACUUUUUGAAAACUGCAAGCUUUCGAGACUAUCUAACAAGGAAAAAGAAAUCGAAUAUGAGAGAAUUUUGAAUGUAAGUCGUCGGAAGCGUUAUCCGAGUCCUGUAGCUGUACGACCAGGCCUUGGCACACUCUUCAAAGAAAACAGAGAUUGUUCGAAACUUAUACGAACUAGUAAUUCCUUUUCCGGAAUAAACCAUUUUGCAGUACAGGAAGGUUGUAAGGAAACUGGAUGCAGAGCUGGGGAAGUUUCGGCUUGAACUAGAAGCCGACAACUCCGGCGUGACUUCGAAGAUUGAGCACCGUGAGUUGUGCUUCCUCUUAAUAUUAUGCUUACUAGGCAUCCAUACACUCUUGGGGCGGAACAGUUCAGCUGUAAACAGACUUGAUAGUAAGUUUGGACGUUUAAACAUAUACCAAAAUGUAGAACGGCGUACCAAACUUCGUUCCGGUCAUCUCUUCAACAACAGCCGUGUCAUUUCGCGCCGACGUCAACCUUAUUCUGCUGAUGUACCUGAAAGGCCAUUCUUCGUCCUCAAACGGCGUUUUGCGGCCUUUGAGACUCCUCUUGCCUCUCUGCCCCCUGUCCCGUCCUACUCGAAUUCGGGUAUGCCUUUUCUGCCAAUGGACUCCUCGGGCACGUUGAUGUCCGACGAACAGAACAGGCCGCCAGGUUCCGACAGUCUGCGUAGGAUUCCCAGCUCCGGUAGUUUGGAUUCGAUGGAUCGGAGCAUCACAGAUUUUGAUACCUUCCAACCGGACUCUCAGGAAUUUUGUGAUCCAGGUGAUGAUCUGCACGUGCCCAGUAAGUUCCAUCCCCAUGUUAGGUUCACUCCUAAGAAACUUGCCGUCCCUUUUGUGGCCACCCUGUUUUCUUCACUGUGGUUUGCCUAUCUACGGUUUUGACCCGCCGUUCUCGCCACCAUCGCAAUUCUCGUUCCGGAGACCGUCAUUAAUGUUGCUGUAGAUCCUCGUAGUCUCACUCACUCCUUAUUAAUGGUUGCGUGAUAGUUGUCAUCUCCAAGGCGUACUGGGAUGCUCCGUUCGCGAACAGCCUUCAGUAUCCUUCUCCAGGGUCUUAUUACGCACCCUGACCACUAGAUCAAUUGUGAGCAUCCGUAUUUCGCAAUCGUCUGUUUCAUACAAGCCUGGACCGAGCAUAUGAUUACUAGGAUGUCAGAUAAAACGUCUUUCAGUGUAGCAGGUCUAAGGAAAACGCGCUAAUCGUAGAAGUGGCUACUGACAAAUCGGCGAGUGGUGGCCAGUGGAAUUUUCGCUAACAAAAGUUGCUUGCACGAUAAGCUCGAUCUUGUGUCUGACAAGCCGCUUCAGUACCACCAGGGCGCUGGACUGAGCUCUACAACGCCGGUUACACUAAGAAGUGCCACAAGUCCUGAUAAGGUUAUUGUGAGAUUUCGACUGUGAACUGUCAUUUAUUAAGCCAGCCUGCCACCACUGCCAUAGGGUUUACGCUUCCACCAAGGUGCCGGAGAAGACAGCCCGAAACAAAUAAUCUGAACGACCUCGUUAAACUUGUUUGUACGCAACAUUCAGAAGAAAGCUCAUGAGGAAUGUCUGAUCCAAAUAUUACGAUCCGUGCUACGAUGUCCGAGGGAGCCGACACGCUCCACAGCCCUAGGCCAAUUAUACUGGCGAAUAAUAUGCGCGUUGGACUAUUUAGUCGAGGCCGUGCCCUGUGUAUUUUAUGGUAGAGUGUGCGCACGUUCCCCAACUCAACUACUCGAGCUCUGACCGCGUAGCCUUAAGUACAAUGUGGGUGUCUGAACCGUGUCUGAAGUUCCAGCUCCCAACUCAGACUCUUUGGAAAUCAAGAGCCCAGAAUGAACUUACCUCGCCUUUUAUUACAGCGGCAUACGCGGUCAUCCUGGUAGCAACGGUGUGACGGGUGCCAUUUCUCAACAGGCAAACCGUACAUUGCUUGUGUGGGAAGUAGUCAUUCACCAGAUGACCUCCGUAUGCAGUCCGGAUUUGCUGUGGGGAUAUUUCGAACCAUCCAAGACGACUGGGGUGGUUUAGGCACGUUUAUUCUCCGCCGCAUUACCUCGGUGUUGCUCUUGCUCCGAUGCUGUUGCCCACCCGAGGACGUUUACGAGGUCAGCAAAAAACCUAGUUCGAUACAGUUAACCAAGGAAUGGAAGUUGUUCUUGAGUCUUCUGUAUUCGGCCUCCUUCGCUAGAGGAGAGAAUGCAUCGGGCCACCUAGAUCCUCUGGCGCAGAUGGUCGCGUGGGAAGGUACAAUUUUCAGCACCAUGUGUGGUCGCAUCUGUAUCAAACCAAAAAAUCGUACGGCCGACGGGGCACUUUCAUAGAAUUACGAUCGUCUCCGUGCACGCGCCAACAUCAAUUACGAAUCGGAGCCGUAGAGGAAGCACCUGCACGCAGUUACAAUAAUUGGUUUAAAUACAGGCUACCCGUUAGUUGUUGGCUAACCAGCGCGUCCGCAGGCGGCGGAUAGUGGAAUGGUCUUCAGCAAAGGUUAGCUACAAAAUAAGCUCUCUCGGUUCUGGCGAAUAAGCAGUUGCGGACCUCGGGCAGCAGGUGUCAACCCACACAUGACUCUCUACCAGAGCGGCCCACGCGACUCUUCUAGAAGACACGCUGUGGCAGUCGCCCUCUCGCAACAAACAAGUCUUUCACUACUUGUUUGGGAGUCAAUCAUUGACCGCAUAGUCUAUGUGCGACUGAACGGUCUCUUUACGAACAUCGCUGUCGUUUCCGUGUACGCACCAAUAUCAGCUGCCGAACAGUGCGAUAGAGAUGUUUUUUACUUGCGGCUGCAGACAUUGGUUGGAGACCCUCGCCGUGAUCUGCUGAUUGUUGCCGGGGACUGGAAUGACCGAGCUGGACCUGACGACUCUUCCAACAGUCACCUUAUUGCUCUCUUUGGGCUUGGUUCCCGAUGUGACAAUGCUGAGAGAAUCUUGAACUUUUCUGAUCAGAACCGACUAUUUGUCACUAAGACGUGCAUCCAACAUCGACGCAAACAUCUCCUGACCUGGUACUCAAACAAUGGUCAUACGGUCAGUCAUAUCUGCACCCAAAACGCCGCAUUAAAAACGCCUCGAUGUUGCCAAGCGUUGAGAGCACAUCACUACCGAGAUCCCGAGCAGAUAAAUCCGGCCGUUUUACGACCCGAGCCGUCGGAGAAGACAGUGGUCAGUGAUCAUCAUUAAAGUUGCUGAUCUAUGGGGCAGCCGAGGAAAUUCUUGGAUUCACCCAGCGACACCGCGGUCACUAGAUCAGCGGAAGAACCUUGUAGUUGUCUGGUCAAACUGCUAAGGCCGGGUCGCGUAAUGGAUUUACUCCGCAAGCUCCGCAAAUGACGGCAAAAUCGGCUAGGGCUGACCGGAAGAAAUAUAGGGCAGAAAUAACGACCUCCAUGGAGCAGGACUCAGACGUAGGUGACAUUCGAAAUGUGCAAAAUUAUCCGCCAAGUUAGUGGUAAACCCUCGACACUGAACGACUCUCUUCGCGAUGCAAACGGCGGUUUCAUUGCUGACAGCUCAAUCAAGAUCGAUCACUGGCGUAAGCACUUCAAGCACUUCAACUUUGAUAAGCAACUCAUCACACGCUUGCGCUCUCGCUGAAAUCUACAAGUCUUGUGCUGACAUCCUCGUGCCCUGGCUCCAUGAGGUGAUUGAACAAGCGUGGAAAAACGAGGUCGCUCCUGAUUACUGGGGCUCUGGCAUCCUUGUUCCUGUCUGCGGGAAGGCUGUUAAGACAAAAUGCGAGAUCCACCCUCGUAUAAGCUUCGUCGACGUUGCUGCGAAGGUCUUCACCGUUGUCCUCACGCGAUUCCAGGCUGUGCAUGACUAAAACGAGGCGUAACCAGGCCGACUUCCGAGCUGGGCGUGAAUGUGCCGACUAGAUACUCACACCGGGGCACACUCGAGUUCCGCCAUAGCCACCAACAACCGGCAACCGUCUGCUUUGUUGGCUUCGCUGCUGCUUUCGAUUCCGUUAAUUGUGAGUCCAUGUGACGAAUGAUGGAACCAGAUAGUGUGCCAUCUAAAAUCAUCGGCCUGAUCAAGGCUAACUACCAUCCAGCCACCACGCGUUCCAACGACGAUCGUACGACCAGUCAUGUUAAUUAUGUCUUAAUCAGUUUAUGUUUCGUAGUCGGGUCCAUGAUAAGUAAUCUAUGGGGGCUGCAACUGGCGAGGCCUGAGUCAAACCAUGUUCUUGUUUGUACAAGCUCGCCAAGAAUUUGUCAUGCAAGACGCUUUGGUUUCACAAAAGUACAACACAACACAACCGAGGCUCUGAGCACAAAAUCCGGCAUCUGCAGUCCGAGUUAAGGAAUAAAGCCGAACGACCGGCAAAACACAUACCGACGGCGGAAAAGAGAAUUCUGUUCUUUCAAGUCCCCUUUCAAGGAGACGCGGCUAGUGAACUGAGAAGGCGCCUUGACCAAGUCGUCUCAAGUAUUGUUUUUGACCAACCCCGUCUUACGCGGCAAAGGUCAGGAUAGGCUACCAGCUCAGACCACGUCCAUGUGCAUUUACUCCUUUACUUGUUCCUGCGGGGCAGGCUAUAUUGGUCGUACGAGUCGGCACCUAUUCACAAGAAUACGAGAACAUCUGCUAGCAUGGCUGAGAAAAGAUGAAGAGCGUACACAGCUCCAUCCUCGCACACAUGGUUGAUUCUGGGCAUUGUAUGGAUCCCAACGAGGCCUUCUGUGUGAUUUACAAGGUCCCACCUAACUACUCUAAGCGACUGGGUCAGAGCUUACUAGAAACAGCAGAAUCGACUGCCAUCGGGCUACGGAGACCGGUCGUGUGCACUCAGAAGAACCUCGGGCACGCUCCGCGCCUGCCGUGGGCAAGGAUCGAUUAACUGUAUGCAUGUCCUGCGCCCCUCCCCUUCCCCCCCUUGUGACACGUCUCUACCUGACUCCUACUACCUCUCCCCCUCCCCUUUAUUACAUACCUCGUUUCUAUGAAAAGACAAACCGUAAUCGAUUGCUCUUAUCGCUCACAUGCUUAAGUUUGUACCUCGUUCCCGUAUAAAUGUACAGGCCCGAUGAGAAUUUAUCGAAAACAGUAGCAAAUGUUCAGUCCGAGUCAGCUAAGGGGAUUGUCGGAUCCACACAAGGGUGUCACGAUGACUGGGUCAGCCCAAGGACCUUAUAGUUACCUGCCCCGACAGUUCGCGUUAGAUCCUGCAACGAUUAUUCUUUUCGCUAAGUCAGGAUCGGCUAGAGGUCCACAUGCAUUAUUGGGCUGAAGUGGCGACCUUCAUAGAACAGGCGUCAAACGUCGGUGGCAUUCGUAAGCAACCAGAUUAUUCACCAAGUUAGUGGUGGGCCGUCUACACCGAGUGACUGUUAGCAUUGGGUGGGAACGUUACUGCUGAGGAAUCAAUCAUAGUCGAGCGCUGACGUAAACACAUCGACUAUCAACGCACCCUCCGUUCAGUGCGGUUUUGUCUCCGGCCUAUAUGGCUUCCUGUCCUGAUUUUCCAUCCCCAAAAGGAAAUAAUGGAUGUAUUAUUGAGGCUAUGCAAUAACAAGGCUUCCGAAGAAGGCGGCAUCGUCACUCAGCCUUAUGUCCACGCUCCGACGCCCUGGCUUCAUGAAGUGAUUACCAGGCAACUUUGAGAAGGCAACCACAUCCCUGAUAACUGGUGUUAAACCAACUCUGUGCCCGUCUCCAAGGCGCGAUAUAAGACAGUACGAGGACUGCCGCGGCAUAACCCUCGCCGACGUUGCUGCGAAGGUUUUUUCCAUUACCAUUCUCAGGUGGUGGCAGUGGUAGGACAGGACUCAACAUAGUCGGAUUCCGAGAUGGACGUGGAUGCAUCGAACAGAUAUUCGCAAUUCGGCGUAUUCGUGAAUUUUGCCAUGAUAUCCGGCAAUCAACGGUCGUCUUCAUUGUGGACUUUGCCGUAACCGUUCGUUCUGUUUGCCGUUGGUCCCUGAGGUGAAUGAUGCAGCUAUAUUAUCUGCCGGCGGAAAUAAUCGCAAUGAUCGGAGCCUACCAUCGUUCCACCACUUCGCGGGUUGUGGUCAGUGACAGUUACUCCGGCCGUUUUGUAUGUGACCCGGAGCUUGACGAGGUAUUUUGUCGCAUAUCCCGUCCAAUUAAGUUAUUAACUACAUUCAUGGAAGGGCUCUACGCGGCUUUAACGGUGUAGCAUUUGCACCCGGCUGCAGGCUGACUGACCUUGACCAUGCUAGUGUCAAGUUGCAGAAUGCAGUAUCGCGGGCGAACGACUUUGCUAAGUUAUCUGGUUUGUUCGUUAAAAGUAGGCAGACCAGUGUUUUCAAACUGUAUUCCCGACCAGUAGAAGACGCUCAUCUGGGCUAAUGACUGUCAUUUGGAAGGGAUAGAUGGUUUCUAUUUUCUCGAGGCGAAGUUGCCAAAUGGGCAGAGUAUAUGCUACACCGUCUUCCGAACGGAUGCUGCCGGCACGGCUUUUGCAAUCCUUAGGAACGGUUUACGGGCCCAAAGCGAUAUCUUAAUCACCACGACGAUCUACGUUCAGUGAGCAUUUAUCCAGCCGGUCCCUCUCUACGGUUGCGAAUGCCUCUGUGCGCGUAGAAAUUGAGCGACUACAGGUGUGACCACCGUUGCCUAACAAUAAUUAUGCGAGUGAAGAACGCAGAAAUCGUAUCGGAUGGGACAAUAUGCGCUCGCUGCAACGUCUCGAGGAUAUUUUGGGCCGUUAAAGGUAACUGGUGUGGCUUAGGCGCUUUCUUCGUCCAUUCUAGGAGUUUAAUGUUGCAGCUGUCGAUCCGGUGCAGCUGCCUACUUUGAGGUGCGGAAGAGCUCGGCUUAAAACCUGAUCCAGCACCAUCCGUCAGAAAGUGAUGGUUCAUUACCUCUGGUAUUCGGUCUCCGAAACAGGAAAGAAUGGGUCGAGUUCCCCUCCCCUCUAAUGCCCUAGAUCUGUUGCUGCCGGUUGCCACGCGCGCAUAGUUGGAGCGAGAUAAUUGAGGCCGAUCAAAGUAGUCAUGAUCACAGCCGUACCAAAUAUAAAUUGCCAUCGAUAGUGCGAUUCCAGAAAGUAAAUCAGUUUGGGCCUUAGGUGUUCUCCAGUAAUUUCUAGCUAAACACAGCUCAUGCACAGCUAAUUCCGUAUUUUUUCCCCUUGCGGAUUUUAUACUUUUCUGUCCUGUCGCUGCUAAAAGUCUCACGUUCUCUAUAAGUCCACUCUAGCGACAAAGAUUUAGGUUAUGCUUUUUAUUCCAGCACAGCUUGCUUUUUGAGUUUAUGUCGCAUUUGUAACAGUGCCUUGUUACAAGCCUUGAAUGUUUUGAAUGAUCUUUCCAACAGUCGAUUCCAAUAAACGGAGUCGCACGCUUGGAACUCCCCAAAAGCCUGGGAAUUCUUCGGAUGUUCCCGGACGUGAUUCACACAGGUGUGUUCAUAUCUUGUGUAGUCAGUAUCUCUGGUUCUGUUACUACGCUUAGCAAUGAUUAGGUUACUUUUUGUGCGAGCCUUUGUUCCCUAUGUGCACACGGGAUAUGCGUGCUCGGCAAACUUAACUAGUGAUCCUUCUGCGGUGAGGGAGACGAGGUAGGUCACUUUUUCCUAGUGGAGGUCGUCAAAACCUGUGAUUCAGUCGCAUCCAACAUCAAGUCAACUUACAGACCUAGCUAGAAAUGUCAACGAUCGUGUUGGGUGAUGAAAAUAUCAGUUCAUUUGGCUAAAAAACCCGAAUGAAACUUAGAACAUAUGUUCAAACAGUAUUGUGUGAACUUGCUAAUCGAACAGCAAUCAGUCCUCAAUCUACCUAGUCCGUAACCUACCAGGACCUGAAAUUAGUAAGGGGAUCGAAGUGGUAAGUGUAUCCUAUGAGUUAAAUGUGGGAAUGCCAAACCACCGGAAAUUGGAGCUUGUUUAGCGGGUAUUGUAGACGUGCAUAAUUAGGCAUGAGAAUAAACAUACGAACGGGCGACCGUCUUUGGUCAAUACGCGGUAACUUGUUCUCUCAUGACUUUAUUGAGUUGUUGUCCAUGCAGUCUUAAAGAAAACAGGAAGACAUUACUCAUCUUUUGCAGUGAGGAACUGUAUCAGCACGUUUGCCCAUGAGGCCCUUAGUUGAUGACCUACAGUUACAAUGGGAAUAGGAUGUUAUGGUGUUAUAUUGAAGACUAUAGUUCUCGAGUAAACGGACAGGUUUGUAUCUACCGAACAGGUCAAAUACCCACGGCAGCGAAACGUAAUCAGCCAACCAUGAAACAGUUAAGCCGAGGGAAUCACAGGAUUUUUCCCCUGGGAGGAGUCAUAAUCAGUCAACGCUAGAAAAAUAUAUCUGGAUAUGCAUAUCGGCCUUUUUAAUGCUCGAAGAACAGAAUGGAUAAAGAAGGGCCACUAUAUCUGUUUUAUAUGUGCGAAUUAGAGGGUCAGUGAACCAAGGGGAACACGAUGAUGCCGACGCAUUUGAGUACCAUGGAUGGCAAAUUUCCUCAGUGAGUAGUCCUAGCGUAGAACAGCGUGUCGAGCCUCAGUGUUCCCAAGCUGGUGUCGCUUAUACUACUCAUUAUAUCGGAAGCAGGAUAAUUAUGUUAGACGCUGGAUCAGCCUCCCUGCUUGCAGGAAUUGUCUAAUGUUACUUCAGGUCUCACAUGUGAGUUUACAUUCAAUACCACAGACUAGACGUUGGGAUGGCCCUAAACCACACGCAGAUUGUGCUGUUACCGGACACGAUAAUCUCGUGUGUAGGAGCUGUAGAUAGCUCUGGUACACGCUAAGAUUUUCCAUGUUUUUUCCAGUAUUGCCGUUUGUGUCAUUUAGGUAUCGACCUGUCACCUAUGUUCGAUAGCAGUCGACCUUUGACCGCAGUUACUUUAAGAACAUGCGCAUAGAACCUGGUUGGUGUGUGUUAGCAAUCCCUAAAGUUUGCUGAUGUCUGUUUAGGAAACGAACUUCUGUACGCAGUUACCCAAACAACUAACACGGAAACUAAAAAUGUUCCACUCAUCGUUGAAGGUUAAUUUCCACUCUGAACUUAGAUUAACUCGGUCCUGACCGAGGAAAGAGUAGCUUGUCCAAGCGAGGACUAUCUUCGGAUGCGUGCGAAACUUAAUACGGCUGGUGGUCAAAAUUAGGUGGAGUCACUUUACUCUGGGACGUUCGUUGGAUAUCCUACCUGAUGUCCACUCAUAGCCGGUGGCGUCAUGUCGCAUUUUAAAGACCAUUUUCUACCUGCCUUUCGUCAUGCAUAGUUGCUAUUUCGCAUAUCACCCAGCAGGUACAAUCUAAGUGCCGGAUUUCACUGUUAGCUGAGUCAUCAUGGUUUACUUGGUACCUGUAAGCGGACCUGGUUGUAUCUUUUUUCCCUGAUAACAGGAAAUGCGUCCGAACACCAAAGCUGACUACUUUUCUCUUACUUUCUUUGCUCUUGGUCCUGCUAAAAAUUUCAGGUGCAAUGCCAGCUUUUCAAUAGGUGGGUUGACUGUCAAGAUUUUGGUUAGUAUGUGAAUAGUGCUGACAAUUCAGGAACUACAGGGGGGCACAGUUGACUUGCUCUAUUUUGUCUCACCCACCCAUGCACUGUCAGAUCUAAACGGUUCAUCUUUCUUUGAAGGCUUCUUCACGGCUACGAACCUGGAUGUUCUCCGUUUGUCUCUUCAGACAAUGAGGCAAUCAGCAUGACGAAUAUCAGCAACAAUCUUUCGUAUCCUAUCAACGAUCAGUCCGUGGAUGACUUAUUGGUUGAACCACGACAUCCCCGAGAUCCCUUGUACACACCUCGGGACAAGACGACUCCACGUUCCGGCGGUUCACCAGAGCCGAGUGUACUUCAACAACAGGCUUCCAGCAGACCUGGCUUACCAAAGCUUGUUGCUCGACGCACGGGUGCCGGCGAGAGUCCCCGACACAGCUGGUUCCCCAGCUCUAGUGCGGCUGUAAGUGGAGAGCCCGGUCGUUUGCACAGCACUGGUUCUCAAUCUAGUCACGGCACCAUAGGUCGUGAAAAGCGUGCCUCGAGGACAAGCAGGCGACCGAGCCGUUUAGGGUCGCAGACUGACUCCAACGACGAGUCUUCUGACCAUGACUUGAUGACGCGUCCUGCCUACUCUGCUGAAGCGCACUCGAAACCUCCGGUGGCUGCUAGUGGAUCGCAGCAAGAGGGUGAUUAUCGAAAGUCCCUGCACGGAUCACCGCGUAUCAGUGCAGUUAAACGAGAGACGAUGCAUUCAGUCGCCACCGAGAACAAAGAGGACCAGCGACGCUACUGCUUCUGUCACGAUGUCAGUUACGGCGAUAUGAUUGCCUGUGAUGCACCAAACUGUCCCUUUGAGUGGUUCCAUUACAAUUGUGUUGGCUUGGUUGUUGCUCCCAAGGGCGAGUGGUUCUGUCCUUCCUGUUCCAAACUUAGUUCAACGGCUCGAUUUGGUCGAAAGCGGACUAACAAACGGUGA
This is a messenger RNA of Spirometra erinaceieuropaei, 10609 nucleotides long. The record is from the annotation of a GenBank genome assembly. Lineage: Eukaryota; Metazoa; Platyhelminthes; Cestoda; Diphyllobothriidea; Diphyllobothriidae.